AGAGAAUUAACGCUCACACCACAAUAUGCGCUUCCUCGCCACGGUUCUGCUGGGUUUUGCCGUUUUCCUCCUAUUCUUGGAUUGCUCCCGUGCGGCCACCAACGCAAAUCCACUCAAUUUGUCGCAUCGUCGUGACACUCAGCGCCACAAGGGAGUUGAAAGGCUCCUCAGGCCAGUAACUAGCGACAAUGAAAGCAGAAUGGCCCUCUCCCCGGCGUUGACGCAGCAAUCAAGGCCGCAUUGCCAAAGUUGACAAGAACCGACAAACUUCAGCUAAGGUUUUGGCUACUGUGGAACGAACGCAUAGACAAGGUGCUCAACAAACUCAAUCUCGGUGCCAACGUAGAGAGUGUGCUGACCAACCCCAAGCUGAGAUUCCUACACUACUACAUCACCAAGCUUAACCAGAAGAGCUCGAACGCGGCAGUGACGAUGGCUGACACGCUCGCAAGUAAAUAUGGACUCGUUCCAGUGACCAAAAUGCUCGAAAAGGGAAAGACGUCGACGGGUUCGUCGGAUGUGACUAAAGCAUUGGCAAAGGAGUUGCAGCUUGAGCAGUUUACGGGUUGGGCAAACAUGAAGUUGUCGCCUGUCGAUGUCUACAUGAAAUUGGAGCUCAAAAGUCAGUAUUCUACUUCUCUUGGCGGUCCAGUUUUCGAAGCUUGGGCUGGCUAUGUGAGAAAGCUAAACCGUGGGAAUGAUGACACAGCUACUUCUAGUAUGCUCAAGGCGCUCAAAGAAGUAUACGGAGAUAGAGGGGCAGCGUUGCUACUCUUUGAAUCGAAGGAGCUCUUUGAUCCGAAAAAGACUGUGGGGAAAAUGAGACUGACGCAGUAUAAAACGUGGAUGGAGAACGGUGUAGACGAAAAAAACUUCUUGAAAAAAGCAUUGGGCUCAGAAUCCUUGAAGCCCACUGUUGCAGACGAGAAGAUUCUAAAUGAGUAUCUACUAUUCGUGAAGCCAUACCACAAGGCUCACGGAGCACGACUGUAAAUUUCAAUGUUCGCUCUAUCCGACUGCUUUAUAUGUGCUAUUCCUGGCUACACUGGAUAGAAAAAAGAAUGUCUU
Phytophthora nicotianae INRA-310 is the source of this 1068-nucleotide messenger RNA. RefSeq lists its product as hypothetical. The transcript has a single exon. Lineage: Eukaryota; Oomycota; Peronosporomycetes; Peronosporales; Peronosporaceae. The record is from RefSeq and is a predicted model, not a curated record. The coding region runs from base 433 to 993 and encodes 186 amino acids.